AGUGUUUACUCCGUACUCGAGCGACGGCUUGGUUAUCGUGUUCUUGAAACAUAUGCAAGAUCAUUUGCAUAACUGCACCUUAUAAUUAAAUAUGGCAGAUGACAUUUGCAGUCAAGUACAACAGGUGUGGAAUAUGCUAAGUGACUUGCAGAUGGAAGCACCUGAGGAGUAUCACAAGUUGCUCAAGUCGUCUAUGAACGAAAUUCUACCUCCUCGGGCAAAUAUGUGUUUUUCUACAGUAAAGGUUAGAAAUGACACAAGAGUCUUUGUCAAUGUCUGCCAGUGGAAUAAAGUUCCUGCACCACGUUCUAAGUGUGAAGCAAUCUCAAUGUUGGCUGGAACCUGGGAUACAGGAUUUGACCAGAAAGGUUCGUUCAGUGUGACUGCCGUCGCUGUAAAUUCUUCAGUCUUGGAAGAAUGCUGCAGUAACAAUGAGGAACGUCAGAUGUUGAUAGACCUGAUUAUUUCCUUCAUUGAACAUCAUUCUGCUGUCAGUCUCUCACACACAUACUCCUUGCUGCCGGAUACCAACUUCCAGCCUGGCCUCAAAACGCUCAGCCUGGAAAAGUUCUUUGUAGUGCAGCCCCGUAUUGGUGACGGAUCACUGUUGACACCAAAUCCCUCAUCCCUCGUCAAUGUCCUAUCAGAGAAGAGAAAUUCUGCAAAGCCUACCACCAUAGCUAAUUCAACAUUAAGUGGCAGUGCUGAUAAUCACAAAAAAGAGUCAACUGCAAGUAACAGUUCUAAACCAGAACCGUCUCUAGUGGACUAUUAUAAAACGCAAUUAAAAGAAGUUAAAGAUCAUGGGUCUGAUAAGAUGCCAAAUGAUAAACACUCGCCAGCACCCAGUAGUGAAAUUUCGGGGCAAGAUCGUGAUGUUGUUAUUUGCUCAACACCCACUUUAUUGGAUAUGAACGAAGUCUCGACUAAACACAGCACGGAUUUGAGUGCAAAAAAGAGUCAUGUAACAACACCAAAGCAUGUGGUUGAAAUACUGCCACAAGAGGGAGCAUGUGCGAAGAGAGUUCAGGUCACCAUCACACUGCAAGGCAUCUUGAUAGCAGCUAGUUGUCAGCUUGAUGUUACGCAGGAGGAUCUGACAGUUGUAGCUGGGCAGUACAGUCUCAAUUUGAAAAUGCCCUUCAUGGUGGAUGUUGACUCUGUUUCUGCAAAAUUUGAUAAGUCAACGAGUAUACUCGUGGUCACAUUAGACAUCAAGCCAUAGAAAUAACCAGUAUGGAAUUUUUGUAUGUCACCUUUACCAAUAGUAAACCACUCCACCACAGAGUCACCACAGUAGACGUGAGAUGAGCGCUGUCGCUCUGCGGCACUUGUUAGUUCUUCGAAUAUGUAUGGAAUAUUUCACGUCUUCUUCCAGAUGUUAUACCUAUUGUCCAAAUAUGUUAUGAAUGUGUUCUCUAACAGGCCAACGUGUGUCGAUGUGUCUGGGCCUGUCACAUCUAAAUAUAGUCGAGUAGAGAAAUGAUUAAGGAUGAUGCAUGCUCAGUUCAUCUAGAAUAAUGUCAUGCACUUAUUAGAUUAUUGCAGAGUGAUAUUUCUUAUCUCUCUUAUAAGCAGUGUUUUGUGAUGUACAGUUGAAUCAUAAGUCAUACAUGCAGUAUGGGUUGCUUUUGGUGUCCUGAUUUUAUCAACGAAAAUAUAAUAGGUUGAAUGCUAACGUACCCCACAUAGGGAAACCAAGCACUAACGUUGGUGC
Priapulus caudatus is the source of this 1717-nucleotide messenger RNA. Its product is annotated as PIH1 domain-containing protein 2-like. NCBI's taxonomy places the organism in Eukaryota, Metazoa, Priapulida, Priapulimorpha, Priapulimorphida, Priapulidae. Gene Ontology annotation, biological process: rRNA processing; box C/D snoRNP assembly. The record is from RefSeq and is a predicted model, not a curated record. The transcript is spliced from 4 exons. Gene Ontology annotation, cellular component: cytoplasm; ribonucleoprotein complex; R2TP complex. Bases 92 to 1225 code for a protein of 377 amino acids.